CUUCAAUUAGGUUGCUCAGUUUCCGGCAGCUUCUCUCUCUCUCUCUCUCUCUCUCUCUCUCUCUCUCUAUAUAUAUAUAUAUAUAAAUAUAUGUAUAUAUGUAUAACCCAACAACAACAACCUUCUUAGACUCGUUCCAGAGCUCAGUCUCGAAACUCCAUGUCACCCCAGGCUUGCAGUUAUUCAGGUACGGUUCGUCCACUCCUUUCAAGAAUCAAACUUUUUGCGGUGCUAACAGGGCUCUCAGUUCACACUCAAACUCAGGUAGAGACCCACAAGAGAAUUCCAAUUUUGUACUUAGAAGGAAGUAUAAGAAAUGGGGUUUUGCUGCCGAAGCACCCGUUUCUCAAUUAAAUCCUAAUGCAAAGUCCUCUCGUAGCAGUUGGUUGGAUAAAUGGAAUUGUGUCCCCCAACAGAGCUGGCCCAGACCGCCUCGGGCUGUGUUGAAUUAUAGAAAUAGUGGCAAUGUUUCAAGUUUGGCUUCCACAAAAGUUAGUUCUAGUGGUGGUGUUAGUGGUGAUGGUGAGAGUGGUGGUAGUACAAUGGAGAGGAUUGUGGAGAAAUUGAAGAAAUUUGGGUAUAUAGAGGAUGGGAAUGAGAGGAGAGAGGAGGGAAAGAGAGUGAUUGAGAAAGGGUCUGUUGAGGACAUAUUUUAUGUAGAGGAAGGAAUGUUGCCGAAUGCACGAGGUGGGUUCUCAGAAGAUUCGCCAUUGGGGAUGGAAAAUGUGCUUGGGAGGCAAGGAGAAGUGAGGUUUCCGUGGGAGAAGCCAGUGGAUAAGGAAGAGGAAAAGCAAAAUUCCGUGAGGCAAAAGAGUAGGACUUCUUUGGCUGAAUUGACUCUUCCGGAAUCAGAGCUGAGGAGGCUGAGGAACAUGGCCAUGCGGAUAAAGAACAAGACAAGAAUUGGCGGUGCUGGUGUCACAAAAGAAAUGGUACAUGUGAUUCAUGAGAAGUGGAAGUCGUCUGAGGUUGUUAGAUUGAAAAUCGAGGGUGCCCCUGCCCUUGAUAUGAGGCGGAUGCAUGAGAUAUUGGAGAGAAAAACGGGUGGAUUGGUGAUUUGGAGAUCUGGCACUUCUGUUUCUUUAUACAGGGGUGUGGGUUAUGAGGCUCCUUCAACACGAGCAAACAAGAGGACAUCACUCAAUUCCUUGCCAGCAGCAGCUGAUAGAAGUAGAAACUCUUUAGAACCCAGUUCUGUCAAUGAUCUACAUCCACCUCAUGGAGAAUCAGGAAGUGCACUUGAGGAAACUGGAAAUUCAGAAUCAUCACAGGAGAUAAGGUACGAGGACGAAGUUGACAAGCUGUUAGAGAACUUAGGGCCCAGAUACACAGAUUGGCCAGGAGGUGAUCCAUUACCUGUAGAUGCCGAUUUACUUCCUGGUGUCGUUCCUGGGUACCAGCCUCCCUUCAGAAUUGUUCCUUAUGGGGUGAGAUCUACACUUUCAGUAAAAGAGGCAACAUCUUUAAGGAGACUUGCAAGAGUUCUCCCUCCACAUUUUGCUUUAGGUAGAAGUAGGCAGCACCAAGGUUUGGCUGUUGCCCUGAUCAAGUUAUGGGAAAGAAGUUCAAUUGCAAAGAUUGCACUUAAACGCGGUGUGCAGCUAACUACAAGCGAGAGAAUGGCCGAGGAUAUAAAGAAAUUGACAGGGGGUGUGCUUCUCUCUAGAAACAAGGAUUUCUUAGUGUUCUAUAGGGGGAAGAGUUUCUUGUCACCAGAGGUUGCUGAAGCAUUGCUAGAAAAAGAGAGAUUGGCAAAGGACUUGCAAGAUGAAGAGGAGCAAGCAAGGUUGAGAGCUUCAUCUUUGGUUAUACCACGUGUUGGAACAAAUGACGAAUCUGGUACUGCUGGUACGCUUGAGGAAACAUUGAAUGCAAAUGCUCAGUGGGGGAAACAGCUGGAUGACGGUGACAAGGCAAAGGUAAUGAGAGAAGUAGAGGUGUUAAGACAUGCCAACCUCAUAAGAAAGCUUGAGCGCAAGCUUGCUUUUGCUGAGAGAAAGCUCAUGAAAGCCGAACAGACCUUGUGUAAAGUGGAGUUGUCAUUGGCUCCAGCAGAGCGAACUGCAGAUCCAAAUAGCAUAACUGACGAGGAGAGGUUUAUGUUUCGCAAGCUUGGUUUGAGGAUGAAAGCUUUCUUGCUUCUUGGUAGGCGUGGAGUUUUCGGAGGUACAGUGGAGAACAUGCACUUGCAUUGGAAGUACAGAGAACUGGUUAAGAUCAUUGUAAAAGCCAAGAGCUUCGAGGAGGUAAAAAAUGUUGCGCUCUCUCUUGAAGCUGAGAGUGGAGGUGUUCUGGUAUCAGUCGACAAAGUGUCAAAAGGGUAUGCCAUCAUUGUGUUCCGGGGCAAGGACUAUCGGCGACCUCCAGCACUGAGGCCAAAGAAUCUCCUGACAAAGCGGAAGGCAUUAGCACGUUCAAUUGAGCUUCAAAGGAGUCAGGCUCUCCUGAAUCAUAUUUCGACUCUGCAAACCAGAGCGGAGAAGCUAAGAUCUGAAAUCGAACAAAUAGCGGCCGCAAAAGACUCUGGAGAUGAGGAGCUUUAUGACAAACUAGAUUCCGCUUAUCCCAUUGAAGAUGAAGACAGUGAGGAAGAAGAAGAUGAUGCAUACCGUGAGACUUCCGACACUGACAAUGACGGCGACGCUGAAUUCAAUAGCUCAAUUCAGAGUCACCACUGGGAAACAGAUUUUCCCUAUGAUUUCCAGGAUCAGGAGUCAGGAGAACCGAUCACAGUCCAAUGCGCCACUGAUGAGUCGAGCAAGGGAGUCGAUGAAAUGGAGGAAAUGAACACGGGACUCCCCGGUUUGAGUCAACAGAAAGAAGAAGAAGAAGAAGAAGAAGAAGAAGAAGUUUCGAGAUGGGAACACAAAGAAGUUUAGAGGAUCGUUGCAUGUCCAGUUUUGGUGAUUUGUUCAUAUUAAAUGGAACAUAACUUCUCCUAUGCAUGCCAAAAUUGACUAUAUAUUGGUUAGUUUUCUGGUUUCCUUAUGAAGGCUUCGGGAUCCACCUUAAAUACCAAUGUAAAUUGGCUCUAAAAUAAUGAGAGAUUACCAAAAAAAUCUUCAUGGUAUCAAUGCCACUUUUCUAA
Diospyros lotus (date-plum) is the source of this 3088-nucleotide messenger RNA. Its product is annotated as CRM-domain containing factor CFM3A, chloroplastic/mitochondrial. Gene Ontology annotation, biological process: RNA splicing, via transesterification reactions. Gene Ontology annotation, molecular function: mRNA binding. The transcript is spliced from 9 exons. The record is from RefSeq and is a predicted model, not a curated record. The coding region runs from base 99 to 2879 and encodes 926 amino acids. Lineage: Eukaryota; Viridiplantae; Streptophyta; Magnoliopsida; Ericales; Ebenaceae.